CAGCACACACCUCCCUAAUUCUAAACCAAUGAACAUAGCAAGCCAUGCAACCAAAGUCACUCAUCCCCACCUUCACCACCAAGCAACUCAUUCAAAUCCAAGCACAAACAAUCAAAUCCACCACACCCCACACUCUCAAUAUACUCUUAGGCCACCUCACACGCACACCCACUCCACAAAACGCCAUUGUCCUCUACAACCAAAUGCUCCACCACCCUCCUACCCACAACCACUUCACCUUCACCCAUGCCCUCAAAGCUUCUUCCUUCUUGCAUGCACACCAAAAAGGCCAAGAAAUCCAUGCCCACGUGGUAAAAACCGGCCAUUUUUCUGAUGUUUUCAUACAAAACUCUUUGAUCCAUUUCUACAUUGUCGUGAAUGACAUUGUCUCCGCUUGUCGGGUUUUUGAUACAAUUCCUCACCCAGAUGUUGUUUCAUGGACUUCCAUGAUUUCUGGGCUCUCCAAGUGUGGGUUUGAACAGGAAGCCAUUGCCAGGUUUUUAGUUAUGGACGUGAAGCCUAAUUGUAAUACGAUUGUUAGUGUUUUAUCGGCGUGUUCUACUUUAGGUGCUAUUAAGUUUGGUAAAGCGAUUCAUUGCUAUAGUUUGAAGACUUUCACGGAAGAGAACAUGGUUUUGAACAAUGCAGUUCUUGAUUUCUAUGUAAAAUAUGGGUCUUUGGCGAGUGCACGAUAUCUGUUCGUGAAUAUGCCAAUAAGAGACGUUGUUUCUUGGACUACAAUGGUGGGUGGUCUUGCACAAAGAGGGUUUUAUGAGGAGGCAGUAUCAAUUUUCGUAGAAAUGUUGCGAGAAGGAGAAUCUGAGCCUAAUGAAGCCACUAUAGUCAAUGUAUUGUCAGCAUGUUCUUCGCUUGGUUCCUUGAGUUUGGGUCAAUGGGUGCAUUCUUAUGUCAGCAGUAUGAGAUACGAUCUUAUAAAGGAUGGAAAUGUAGGGAAUGCUUUUCUCAAUAUGUUUGUUAAGUGUGGUGACGUGGGUAUGGCUAUUAAGGUGUUUAAUAUGGUUGCAAGCAAGGACAUAGUGUCAUGGAGUACCAUGAUUAGUGGCGUGGCCAUGACCGGCCUUGGCAAGCAGGCGCUGCCCCUCUUCUUGCUCAUGUUAGUUCAUGGGGUUCCUCCUGACGAUAUAACCUUUAUUGGCUUGUUAUCUGCUUGUAGCCAUGCUGGGCUGGUUGAUGAAGGGUUGAUGUUUUUUAAGGCCAUGAAGGAUGUGUAUGGGAUUAUCCCCCAACUGCAGCAUUAUGCUUGCGUUGUUGAUUUGUAUGGUCGAGCAGGGCUCUUGGAAGAAGCAGAGCGUUUCAUUAGAGAUAUGCCUGUGGAAGCACAGGGACCAGUUUGGGGAGCAUUGCUGAAUGCUUGUAGAAUUCAUGGAAAUGAGAAGAUGUUUGAGCGGAUUACUUGGUGUCUUCCUAGUGCUAAAGGUGUGAGUAUUGGAACUUUUGCUUUGUUGUCGAACACUUUUGCCAGUUCCAACAGAUGGGAUGAUGCGAAUAAAGUUCGGGAUUCAAUGAGAUGCAAGGGUUUGAAAAAGAUGGCUGGAUAUAGCUGGAUCGAGGUUGAUGAAUAGAUCUAUAUACAAAAACUGAUUCAUGUUUUAUUCUUUUUUGGUGCUUUGAGACCAUCAUUCAUGUUGGGGCUCAUGAUGUGAUUCCUACUUCCUAGAAAUGAACACUGCUAAAUAGCUGGGAGGAGGACUGAAUGAAAAGCCCGGUUUAAGUUUUGUUGUGCGGGAAAAAGUUAUGUCUGCACAAUAGUGGUACCUUCUCAAUGAAGAUGCAAAACUGGUGAAGGAUUUCUGACAUGAUUUUAGUCAAGAUGGGAGCAAUGCCUUUAUUUUUACAUCUGUACAGCAAGAAUAAAUUCGGGUGAUCCUCUAAUAUUCUUCACCAUCACUUCUAGGUUUUUUUCUUUUUGGGCCAGGGAUAGAUUUCAUCCAAGCUCUUUUGUUAUGAUAACCUGCCAUGAAAGAGAAUAGUUGGCUGCUUUAGUUUGGAGGCAAAAUUGGAAGCCACAAUGGCGUUGCCAUUGGCAAAUGACCCACUUUCUCUGGUAGCAUAUAAACACUUCAACUUUCCUGCCAUUCUGCAAGUGUCUAUAGGCCACUUCCAAAUGGUCUACUUAAAUUCUUUUUCGUCGAGGAGUUUGAUUGUGACAAGAACACAGGUGUUGGAUGGAGAGUGAAUGUCAGUGGUUAUGUUAGAGACUAAGAAUUUCAAUCAAAGUAGAAUAAUUGUCUGUGCAAAAAAGGAAAUAUAAGGUUUUGGAUGGAUAGGAUUUUUUGAGGAUCAAGGUUGUGGAGAUGCAUCUGAAAUUUUACGCAGUCUCGAAGUAACAGAGCAGCUAGUUUUGAAAUUGAAGUCAUCGCCUCGAAUGCUCAUUUUUUAGCCAGAGAAGCAAAGAAUCAAAUUUAGUAAGUUUUAACUAUACAUUGCCAGGAAUUUUCCUAUAGUUGUUGUGUAGGCAAAGAAGUAGUUGAUUUUAUACGAGUGUAACAGUCAUGUAUU
Messenger RNA from Ilex paraguariensis (yerba mate), 2520 nucleotides. The record is from the annotation of a GenBank genome assembly. Lineage: Eukaryota; Viridiplantae; Streptophyta; Magnoliopsida; Aquifoliales; Aquifoliaceae.